Molecule: messenger RNA, 1395 nt
Organism: Rotaria sp. Silwood1
Lineage: Eukaryota; Metazoa; Rotifera; Eurotatoria; Philodinida; Philodinidae
Source: the annotation of a GenBank genome assembly
AUGCGCAUUGAUGCAGUCAAUCGACGUGGCUCUUAUCCACUUUAUGCUGUCAUAGAAACUAAUCCCGAUGCUUUGAUGAUCGCUAAUACACUCGAUCAAGAGCGACAAAGUACAGGUCCAAGGUCUUUUCUUCAUGGGAUUCCAAUUUUGGUCAAAGAUAAUGUAGCAACUAAUGAUAAAAUGCAAACAACUGCUGGCAGUCUGGCUUUGAUUGGAGCUCGUGUUAAUCGAGAUGCUCACGUUGUUUAUCGUUUGAGACAAGCAGGUGCCAUUAUCCUUGGCAAAACAUCACUUUCAGAAUGGUCCAAUUUCAGAGCAUUAAAUAAAUCACGAGAAGGAUGGUCACCACGUGGUGGGCCAGUCAAUUCGGCUUAUGUAGCCAAUGGCAAUCCUUCAGGUAGUAGCAGUGGCUCGGCCGUGUCUGUUAGUGCCGGAUUUUGCGCGGCUGCAGUCGGCACAGAAACGGCUGGUAGUAUUGUGUCGCCAUCUAGUGUAGCGAACAUAGUGGGUCUCAAACCAACGGUAGGAUUAACAUCUCGUUCCGGUGUUAUUCCCAUCUCACGUUUUCAUGAUUCGAUUGGACCAAUGGGGAAAACGGUGGAAGAUGUAGCAUUGAUGCUAGAGGUUAUGCAGGGUGUUGAUUCGCGUGACGAAGCCACACAAAAAUCAGAUGCUAUUCGUCAUGAAAAUUAUUCCCAAUUUUUACAUGGUGUCGAAGGAUUACGUGGCCUUCGGUUAGGUAUUGUGAGUCAGGGUAUUAACAUGACGAAAGAAUUAGAAGCUGCCGUGAACAACGCAAGUGCUUUGAUGCGUUCACAUGGAGCGAUAAUCAUCGAUUCUGUAAAUUUUACAGACAUCAAUGAUCAUAACUUGUUUGAUGAUUUGUGGUCGCUCUUGUUGAUUACUUUUCCCGAAGAUAUUGCAAAUUAUUUGAUGGCAUUGAACAAUACAACGAUACGAUCUUUAACCGAUCUAAUUGAAUUCAAUCGUAAUCAUACGGAUGAAGAAUUUCAUCCUCUGUUUGCUCCUAAUCAAGAUGUAUUUGAAUGGAGCAAUAAUGUCACUAAGUUAUUACAUAUGAAUCAAUCAAGUCUUCUUAAUAAAACUCGACUAUGGGGAGGACAAUUGUGUAUUGAUGCUAUGUUAAUCAAACACAACUUGGAUGCCCUCAUAACACCAGAUGUUUUCAGUCCAUUGACUAUUAUGGCAUCGGCAGCUGGCUAUCCAUUGAUUACUGUUCCAUUAGGUUAUCAUCAAUCCAACGGGGAACCCUAUGGUCUGAUGAUAGCCGGUACGGCUUGGUCAGAAGCAAUGCUUUUACGAGUUGCACAUGGCUUUGAACAAGCAUCACAUAUUCGAGAUCAGCGACGACCAAUGUAUGCUGAACGUGACUGA